Molecule: messenger RNA, 2405 nt
Organism: Capsicum annuum
Lineage: Eukaryota; Viridiplantae; Streptophyta; Magnoliopsida; Solanales; Solanaceae
Exons: 4
Coding region: 497-1420 (307 amino acids)
Source: RefSeq, a predicted model, not a curated record
UUUUAGAGAUAAAUAAAAAAUUGAGGGGUCAAGAUUUAUUGGGAUAAUAAUAAUUUAUUUUCAUAUAUGUACCUUUUCUUCUUCUUGUUCCCCCAAACCCUUGGCUCCCUUAAUUCUUCUGAAGCUCUUCCAUUUAUUCAUUGGAUUCGAGCUGAAAUAUAUUGAGCGCAAUACUCCUUCCAAUACCAGAGAAUUUGAGACUCAGGCAAAUUGUUGGUACUACAGUUUUUUAACUCAAUCUAUUGCUUACAAAAGGAAAUAAAAUCCAUUACCAUUUGGAAGCGUUUUAUUGAUGAUUGGGAACUAGAAGAGGAUAGAGCACCCUCUCAAAGUGAGGUUUAAAGCUGGAUCCAGCCCUCUCUCAAAACCGAAGGUUUAUGCAUGGAAGAGUAGGCCUCUAUAAUCGUACACUCUAAUGAUCCAAGUAAUCAAUUGGAACAUGUCAGACUCCCAUAAGAAAUAGGAUUGGAACUACACGAAUAGUUAGCCGUCAACUAUGAGUAAUGCAUGUAUUUCUAGAUUCAGCAGCAUUCCAAAAGCAGCUGUUCCACGUAGCUACCAUAGUAUUGUCUUCUUGAGGAACUUCUCAACUUUGGCAGCACCAUGUAUCUCUCCAAGCUUUCCUCUCAGUUAUCCUCCACCUUCACUAGUUUCAAUGGCCUGCCUAACCCAAUCUGAUGCUCCACAACGUUCUGAUGAGUGGUUUGCCCUUCGCAAGGACAAAUUGACUACAAGCACCUUCAGCGCUGCUUUGGGAUUCUGGAAAGGGAAUCGACGAUAUGAGCUCUGGCAUGAGAAGGUAUUUGCUCCAGAUGUCCAAUUACUACUACCAUCUCCGAGCAGGUGUGCCAUGGAUUGGGGUGUUCUCAUGGAAGCAGUAGCCAUAGAGCGCUACAAAAGCAUCACUGGCCGCGACGUGAGCUCACUCGGGUUCGCAGUCCAUUCAGAUGAGCGAUUUGGUUGGGUUGGUGCCUCUCCGGAUGGUCUUCUUGGAAGCUUGCCUGGAGGUGGGAUCCUGGAAGUGAAAUGCCCAUACAACAAAGGAAAACCAGAAAAAGGUCUCCCGUGGUCAACGAUGCCAUUCUACUACAUGCCUCAGGUGCAAGGGCAAAUGGAAAUCAUGGACAGAGAUUGGGUUGAUGUGUAUUGUUGGACACCAAACGGGAGCACAAUAUUCCGUGUCUACAGAGAGCGGAGUUACUGGGAGUUGAUGCAUGGAAUUUUAUGGGAAUUUUGGUGGGAAAAUGUGGUUCCUGCUAGAGAAGCUCUUUUAAUGGGAAAUGAAGAGGGUGUCAAAGCCUAUAAACCAACAUCAACACACAAAAGAACAGGACUUGUCAUUUCAAGAAGCUUGAAGUUGGCAGGUGAGGCAAAGAUGCUGUGCAGGGAUAUUGCUGGUCAUGUUGAAUUUUUGCGCUAGUAUGACCAACGCUGCUUUCAACACGCAAGCCGAUGGUGUUUUUGAGGGGACACUUUAUCCCCGAACGUGGGAUUUUCAGCGCGAAUGCUGAUCAAGUGAAGCUCUCCAAUGCAGAUACAGACACUGGGUGAGAAACCAAGAAAAACCGGCGAAGCGGAUGGUUUAUUUAUUGCUGAAGUUGGGACACUUUCAACAACAUACUCCACAUUGUGCCGGAGUUUCACUUGUCAAAGUUAUUCUAGCACUGUAGAUGCUGGAGUUGUUCCUUGUUUUAAGUAGGGUAUUUUUCUCCAAGAUGUCUCAAGAAACCAUGUAACAUUAUUCGAGUAUUUCGAGGAAAUUUUCUACAUUUAUCAAGGCAUUAGAAAGUGGAUGCUUUUUGAUUAUAUUUAUCAAGUUUCAAGUCCGAUCGGCUAUGUUCUGUGGAGAGGAAUGUUGGCUAGUAAGAACUCCCACAUCCAAAAGUUGAAGCUGGCGGGAUGUGGAUGUUGCGAUGGAUGUGUGGACUUAUCAGGAGGGAUGGGGUUAGAAAUGAGAUUAUUCGGGAGAAUGUGGCAGUGGCUUCGGUGAAGUACAAGAUGAGAAAAGUAAGGUUGCGAUGGUUCGGACAGGUGAUGAGGAGGGGAACAGAUGCUCCAGUAUGAGGUGUGAGAGUAUGACUAUGGAUGAUCUUAGACGGGGCAGAUGUAGGUCGAAGAAAUAUUGGAGGGAGGUGAUUAGGCAUGACAUGGAGCAGUUACAGCUUAUGGAGGACAUGACCCGAAAGUUGUGGAGGGCGUAGAUUAGGAUAGAGGAUUAGUAGGUAGGAGUACGUCCGUAAUAGUAGAGAAGAGUGUUUUGUUUGUAUCUGUGCUGGUAGUUCCUUGUUGUCUCUUGUUCGUGGUGUUAUGGUGAUGUCUAUGAUUUCGAAUAGCUAGUUUAUAGUAUUACCUUAUGAGUGUCUUGUUUACUUUAUUAUCUAACAGUGUGAUGUCCCGUUUUGUUC